UUCUCGGCGGGUGGAAGUUGGGGCCGUUGAGGAGGCGGCGGUGGCCGCGGCUCUGCGCACAGGGGUCCGGAUGGAAGCGGCGCCGGGGCCCGGGCCCGGGCUCUGCUGCAAGCCUGGCGGGAGGCUGGACAUGAGCCACGGCUUCGUGCACCACAUCCGACGGAACCAGCUCGCCCGGGACGACUACGACAAGAAGGUGAAGCAAGCGGCCAAGGAGAAGGCGAGGAGGCGGCACACGCCCGCGCCCACUCGGCCCCGAAAGCCCGACCUGCAGGUGUACCUGCCGCGACAUCGAGAUGGCUCUACCCACCCAAGCAACCCAGACCGUGAGGAGUCUGGUGAAAGCAGCAGUGGUGGCAGCUCUGAGCCAGAGCCCCCUGGCCAUCAGCUCUUCUGCUUAGAAUAUGAGGCGGACAGCGGAGACGUCACUUCAGUUAUCGUGUAUCAGGAUGAUGAUCCAGGAAGGGUGAGCGAGGAGGUGUCGGCACACACGCCUCUGGAGCCACCCAUGCGAGAGGCUCUCAAGUUGCGCAUCCAGGAGGAGAUUGCAAAGCGCCAGGACCGACACUGAGCAGACUGGAGUCGCUGUCCAGAGAGCCGCCUCUAGUUUGGGGGUGCCAGGACCAGUCUGAGCUGAUCUUGAGGACCGGCCCCCCUGUCCCAGAGCUGCCACAUCCACAGGAAAAGGGGGAUCACAGGGACUACUCCUGGCCCACCUACCUUGUAGCCAUUCUUUCUCAUAUAUUGGCCCAUUUGACCAGCCUAAUGUUCUGGAUGUUUUUGAGAAUUUGGUUUGGUUAGCUUGGUGUUCUGGAAGCUAAGAUUCUGGGGAGAGAUGAGGCUUAUGAGACCUUCUGCCAACGUGCUGCUUUCUUACCAAGGUCAUGUGCCCCAGGGCAUCUGA
Kogia breviceps (pygmy sperm whale) is the source of this 904-nucleotide messenger RNA. RefSeq names its product chromosome 11 C2orf68 homolog (gene C11H2orf68). The record is from RefSeq and is a predicted model, not a curated record. NCBI's taxonomy places the organism in Eukaryota, Metazoa, Chordata, Mammalia, Artiodactyla, Physeteridae.